Messenger RNA from Lepisosteus oculatus (spotted gar), 1732 nucleotides. RefSeq names its product histone deacetylase 2. Lineage: Eukaryota; Metazoa; Chordata; Actinopteri; Semionotiformes; Lepisosteidae. Gene Ontology annotation, cellular component: nucleus; NuRD complex. The record is from RefSeq and is a predicted model, not a curated record. Gene Ontology annotation, molecular function: histone deacetylase activity. Gene Ontology annotation, biological process: negative regulation of transcription by RNA polymerase II.
CCUCUUUCUCGUCAGUGUACCGCCCCGCUCCCCGUCUUUCCUUAUCUCUCCGCCGAAAAUAUAACCAGCUUCCGUCGACCCGACAUCACCUUUCGAUCAGAGAGUAAUCAUGGCAUAUACCCUCCAAGGCGGUUUAAAGAAGAAAGUCUGCUACUAUUAUGACGGUGACAUUGGAAACUAUUAUUAUGGACAGGGGCAUCCCAUGAAACCUCACAGAAUUCGCAUGACCCACAACUUGCUUUUAAACUAUGGGCUUUACAGGAAAAUGGAAAUCUAUAGACCUCAUAAGGCCACAGCUGAAGAAAUGACAAAGUACCACAGUGAUGAUUACAUCAAGUUCCUCAGAUCAAUCAGAACAGAAAACAUGUCUGAAUUCAGCAAACAAAUGCAAAGAUUCAAUGUUGGGGAAGACUGUCCAGUCUUUGAUGGGUUGUUCGAGUUCUGCCAGCUGUCAACAGGGGGAUCUGCUGCUGGAGCAGUGAAGCUGAACAGGCAGCAGACGGACAUUGCAAUCAACUGGGCCGGAGGGCUUCACCACGCCAAGAAGUCCGAGGCCUCCGGGUUCUGCUAUGUCAAUGAUAUUGUUCUAGGAAUCCUUGAGCUGCUCAAAUACCACCAGAGAGUUCUGUACAUUGACAUUGAUAUCCAUCAUGGAGAUGGUGUGGAAGAGGCCUUCUACACAACCGACCGUGUCAUGACAGUUUCAUUUCAUAAAUAUGGAGAGUACUUCCCAGGCACCGGAGACCUUCGAGAUAUAGGUGCAGGAAAAGGCAAAUACUAUGCUGUCAACUUCCCACUGAGAGAUGGAAUAGAUGAUGACUCAUAUGAACAAAUAUUUAAGCCAGUAAUGGCCAAGGUAAUGGAGAUGUACCAGCCCAGUGCAGUUGUCCUGCAGUGUGGGGCCGACUCGCUCUCUGGAGAUCGGCUUGGCUGCUUUAACCUAACAAUAAGAGGUCAUGCAAAAUGUGUGGAAUACAUGAAGUCUUUCAAUCUACCUUUGCUGAUGUUGGGGGGAGGGGGCUACACCAUCCGUAAUGUUUCCCGAUGUUGGACAUACGAAACUGCUGUGGCACUGGAUACAGAUAUUCCUGAUGAAUUGCCAUACAAUGAUUACUUCGAAUACUUUGGACCUGACUUUAAGUUGCACAUCAGUCCCUCCAACAUGACAAACCAGAACACGCAAGAGUAUCUGGACAAGAUCAAACAGCGCCUGUUUGAGAACCUGAGAAUGUUGCCGCACGCCCCAGGAGUACAGAUGCAGGCCAUUCCCGAGGACAUUGUGCCCGAAGACACUGGGGACGAAGACGCUGAUAACCCAGACAAGCGCUUAUCAAUCCGGGCAUCUGACAAAAGGAUAGCCUGCGAUGAAGAGUUUUCUGACUCUGAAGACGAAGGAGAGGGAGGGAGGAGAAAUGUUGCAAAUCACAAGAAAAACGUGAAGCGCGCCAGGCUAGAAGAGGAUCCGAGAGAAGCCGAGGAGAAGAAAUCGGAAGUAAAAGAAGAAGAGAAAUCUAAGGAAAACAGCUCAGAAAAGACAGAUGCCAAAACCGUCAAGGCCGAGCAGCCUAGUAGUGCUUGAACAAACCGUAAAGGCAAAAAGAUCUGGAACCAUUAAACUGGCAAUCGAUUUGCUGGACUUCGCUUUGGAUUCAAAACCUUAACACCCUAUUUAUUUUGAUCUGUGUUAUAGAUGUGAGAUGUGUGUCGUGAGUUUAUCACAAAAAAAAAAAAA